AUGCGUAAAUUUGUAUUACUCGAUGUACGUGCCGUCGGUUGCUAUGGAACUGCUCGGAUUAGCAUUCUGCCUUAUUUAGUAGACGAACAAUGGGACCGCAGAAAGGCCCGAACUCUAACCAAAGUUCCGCUUGAUGCGCCGAUUGGAUGGCUUGUCGCCGAUUUGCGGUUUCAGAAGUUGAUUGCCAAUCAAGAGACUAUCGAAUUUCAGCAAUCAUUGUUCAGCUAUUUAUUUCAAAUCGACGAUGGUUUUCGGAUUGUCACAAACUCAAGCAUCUCGCAUCUUCGAGGUGAACUCUUCGAGCUUAUCCUAACCGCAAAAGAAGAAUCUUACCGUCGGGUUAUCGCUUUAUACCUCUAUGUUGAUCCUCCAAGAAAUCAGAAUGCUCAUUUCCUAUCAAACAACUAUCAUACGACAGUUUAUUCGACAUCGAAUGUUGGCUCAAAAUUGGUGUUCAGUCAGCCAAUCGCAAUUCGAGCUGUCGAUUUGGCCAGAAGAGCCUAUAUUGCUCCAGUCAGUACUGUUGUCGGAUUACCCUUCAUGAUUGCUUCCAACGGACCAUCGGCAGUGGAUAUGGCUGUGAGCACGCCGUUGAGCAAUUUCAAGGAAGAUCGAACAUUCAUUGUAUACUUGGCCGCGUUCGACGCCGACGGCGAAAUUCAAUCGCAAACGAAAAUCACGAUUGAUUUGAAAAUUGUCGAUGAGCCAUUCCAGAAAUAUUCUGUGAAUUUCGACGAAAAUAUUGCGGAAAAUUUCACAAUUUUCCAAAUUCCACAGAAAAACGGCUUAUCUCGAUUUAAACUAGUCGAACCAUCGAGAUUGUUUGCUGUCGAAGAGCUCAGUGGACGGGUCUCGACACGAAAAGAAAUCGGCUACGGGCGAUAUCAUCUUCAAUUCGUUUCAAGCAAUUCGAAGAAGACCAAAAAGGUUCAACGAAUUCUGCUGGAGAUUCAUGUGAAGCUGAAACACGCGAAGAAAAAUCGAGGCAGAAGACACUUGGAAGAUCUGGUUUUUGAAGUGAAUGAAAACGAAAUCGAGCACAAUGAUGAGAUGAAGAUUCCAUUGAUGGCUGGCGAGACGAUUGGAGAGCUGAACACUGCCAAGGAUUUGCUCAUCAUUGAGCAAAAUGGUCAAAUCCGUUUCCGUGCGCCUCCAAACUACGAGAAGACGAGCUCUAUUAUUGCAACUGUUCCGAUCAACGGCCUAAUGAAUAGCCGCGCGCAAUCGAUUCGAAUCAAUGUUCGCGAUAUUGAUGAGCCGCCGGCUUUCGUCAAUUCACCACUUCCAAUGCUUGCCGUCGUACCAUUGAAUCCAACAAUUGGCCGAGUUGUCUUCCAAUUUGUCGCUCGAGAUGAAGCUGGUGACGGCGACGCCGACGUUCUCUACAAUCUGAUUGAUGUUAUUCCUUCUGGCUCAUUCAUCGUUGAUUCGAAAAGUGGAGUUGUCCGAACUGCGUGGAACAAGUACGAACGAGGCGAGACCUAUCGAGUGUCUGUGCAGGCGGUCGAUGCAACCCCCAGCGACAACAGCACUUCGCAGGUGUCUGAAGUUGCGAUUCUCGAGAUCCUUGCUGACGAUCGUCCGCCACAGUUCGCCCGCCAGAACUACGAAGUGACAGUGACUGAAGACAAUCAAAUUGACUACAGUGUCGUUGACAUGAAAGCUCAAUCGUUUCGAAGUAUUGAAGACGGAAAAACGAAGGGCGAAAUCACGUAUUCGCUAGAAGGAAUCUCAUCAGAUGAGGCCAAAUGGUUCCGAAUUGAUCCGAUUACUGGAAUCGUUCAUCUGACUCGAGAAUUGGAUUACGAUGAUCCGGCAUUGCCAAAGUCUCAUUCGUUCAAGGUAACUGCCCGCGAAGACAAUCGAGAAACCAAGAUCGAUUUGAAAAUCAACAUUGGAGACGUGAAUGACAAUGCUCCGACGUUUACACGACCUCUGUAUACUGCACAAGUGCGCGAAGACAUUCCGUUGAAUCAAGUCAUUCUCAAAGUGACUGCAAUCGACAAAGAUAGUGGCGAAAAUGCGCGAAUCGACUACACUGUGGACAACGCGAAUUUCACAAUCAACGAUCGUGGCGAGAUAUCGGCGAGAGUUCGACUCGACGCCGAUCAACUCAACGAGCGACAUUUUGUCUAUCGGUUCAAUGUUACUGCCAAGGAUCACGGAAAUCCUGCCUUGAGCAGCACCGCAGCAGUUCACGUUAGAACUGAGAACACGAACGACGAGCAUGCAGUGUUCCUUCCGACGAGCCACUAUACUGCAUUCGUCGCCGAAGACGCUCAAGGGGGAACUCCAGUGAUACAGAUUCAAGCAAGAGAUGCCGAUCGGGAUGAAGUGACCUACGCAUUUGUGGAUUCGAACAAUGAACAUCCGACACUGACUAUGAAUCUGUUCACAAUCGAUCAACACACAGGAUUAGUGAAGCUGCGAAACGGUGUGACCCCGGCAGAUCUCGCGGAAGCUCAAAAUCCGAUCAAUCUGACGGUUCAAGUCAAAGAUGAUGGGUCUUGUUGCGUUUAUCCCAGCGAAACGCAUUUCUCAUAUGCAACCCUUCUUAUCGGUAUUGAGGAUGUAAACAACAACAAACCCGAAUUUCCGGAUUGUGCUAAGUAUAGCGAGAUGGCGAAAAUCCUUGAAGGAACUUAUAAAACCAAUCCGCCGACGAUCAUCAAGGUGGAAGCCACUGACGACGACUCGUCUGCCAAUGGAGACAUCGUUUAUUCGUUGUAUUACACUCAAUCGGAAAGUAGAAAAGCUUUUGUGAUUGAUCGGAACUCCGGAGUUCUGACACCUUCCCCACACGUCGUAUUCGAUAGAGAAACUCGGCCGAGGGAAGAUGUGACUGUGAAAGCCACCGAUCGAGGAGAUCGACCGCUCAUCGGAUUCUGCCAGUUCUCCGUCGAGGUUGUCGAUGUCAACGAUAAUGCUCCACAAUUUGAGCUUCCUUCCUAUGAGACGAGUGUUUCAAGAUUCGAAUCCGUCGGAACAUCUGUGAUAACUGUAUUUGCUUAUGACAAUGAUGCAGCACAUAACGCAGAAAUUUCGUAUUCCUUGGAACCUGAUACGACAGCAGGCGAGGAACACGCGAAUGACAUUCAAUUCUUCGAGCUAGUCAACAGAAGAAGUGGAGAGAUCACACUCGUCAAGAAUAUUCCAUAUCAGAAGUCGAAGUUUGUGUUCAACGUCGUCGCCAAUGACAAUGGCGUUCCUGAAGCACAAACAUCGGUAGCUCAAGUCAUUCUGAAUGUUCUUGAUCGCCAACACAAAGCUCCAAAAUGGCAGAGUAGUCCCGAUUGCAAAGCGCUAGUCAGUGUUGUCGAGAAUGUCGAGAUGAAUAGGAUCAUUCUCCGUUGUCGUGCUGUUUCUGGAGACGGAUCUCGAAGUCAGACGGUUUAUAAGCUCAGCACGACCGGCGGACACAAUUCGAAAGUUGAUUCGAAGUUUCGGCAAUUUAAUCGGUUCGAGGAUGGAAACGAAUGGGUCGAAGUGGCGAUCAUGGAACCACUUGACUACGAGCAAAUCAAUAAUUACACGCUGACGUUGUCGGCAACCGAUGUCAGUUCACAAGUUACCUCAACGAAGACGUUUGUCGUCGAGGUUCGAGAUGUCAACGACGUGGUCCCGCAAUUCACUGUCGAUUUGUUCACUGGAACAAUUGAUGAGGAACUGACACCAAACGAAUAUCUCGAAAAAACAAAUGGAAAACCGAUAGUGACGGUUAAAGCGAUUGACAAUGAUUCGAAUGGACCUCAAAAUGAAAUUCAUUAUCGGAUUGUCGAGACGCCGGAAGGCCGCGAAACUCGAUAUUUCAGAAUUGAUGAGCUGACCGGAGAAAUAUUUCCGAAUGACAAAUUCGAUCGAGAGAAAAUUGAUAUGUACAUAUUGACGGUUGAGGCACGCGAUAAUAGUCCAUCAGCACUUCCUGGAACGAAAGGUCCGAAUAAGGAUAAUGUGAAAGUUCAAAUAGUGAUCAAUGAUGUCAACGAUAAUCCACCAUUAUUCGAAGAGCAGAAGUAUAUUGGAAGAGUGAAAGAAUCUGAAGGAGAAGGGCAUGAUGUGAUCACUGUGAAAGCACAUGAUCUCGACAAACAUUCGAAUCUUCGCUAUCAUCUUGUUGGUGCAAAUGGUGGAAGAAUUCCGUUUGGCGUUCGGACUGAUAGUGGAACUAUCUUUGUGAAGGAGAUGCUCGAUUUCGAACAUACCGAUCAAUAUCACUUGGUUUUGAUCGCAUCGGAUGGCCGCCACAAUGCCACUACAAAUGUGUUUAUUCACAUCGAGGAUGUCAACGACAAUGCUCCGAUGUUUGAGCAACAGAAAUAUGCAACAACGGUGGUUGAAGAGGACGUCGAUGUUCCGAGGGUUCUGUUCAACGUCAAAGCAACGGAUGCUGAUCAAGACGAGAAGAGCAGCAAGAUUGUGUAUCGGCUCGAAGGACAAGGAGCCGACGAUGUGUUCCGAAUCGGCGCUUAUACUGGAGUUAUUGAGCUUAUGAAGCCAUUGGAUCGCGAUCCGCCGGAAGGGGUUCCGUCUUGGAAUUUUGUAGUGCAAGCAAUCGAUGACGACGGAAAUGGACUUGUGGGAUACGCCGAUGUUCAGGUGAAUGUUCGCGACAUCAACGACAAUGCUCCGAUAUUCCCCGAACGGCUGUUUGGUUUCAUCGAGGAAAAUCGAGAGCCGAUUCAUGAUGAUGGUGUCUAUUUCAUGGAUGUUCAAGCUCGCGACUUUGACGAUCCGACGACCGAAAAUGCGAACAUUGAGUACAGGAUAGUAGCGAACAAACUGAUCAGUGGAGAACCAGUGUUUCGUAUUGACAAACAAACCGGAAAGAUUUUCGCGAUGAGAAGUCUCGAUCGAGAAAUCGUGUCUGAAAGGGAAUUCGUCAUCGAGGUUCGCGCUAAUGACCGAGGCGUUCCAUCGAGAGAAGGAUUCGCAAAUGUCACUAUCAAGAUCCUAGAUAUGAAUGAUAAUGCCCCAUUCUUCGAGAAGACCAAAUAUGUGGGUAGUGUCGAAGAGACUGCUCCAGUUGGUGCCGCGAUUAUGAGCUUUUCCGCAUUCGACGCAGAUGUUGAAGCAAAGGACAACGUUUUCACCUAUCAGUUGGCUGAAGAAAAUGAUUAUUUCUAUGUUUCGACGGACAAGGAUUCAACGCAAUCUUCAGUCGGAGUUUUGAGAGUCAAACAGCCGCUCGACUUUGAAGACGACGCCCAGCGAUUAGGUUUCGAUCUGCGCAUUCGCGUCAACGACGGACGCCACAAUGCAGAAACGUCGGCACAUGUCAGCGUGCUCGACCGCAACGACCAUGCUCCCGUCAUCCAUGGAGCCGGUGAGCACACGCUACGAGAGGACGCCGCGCCGGGAACCGUCCUCGGAGUCUAUACGACGACGGACCGCGACGCAAACGAUUCGGCCAGCCCAACGCUAGCCUAUAACGAUCUGUCGCUGCCAUUUGGGCUCGAUCAGUCGAUUCAAAAAUCGCGAUUCGCGACAUUAGCUGGAGUUCGAGCUCGUGAUAUUCAUGUGUUCGUUAUGAAGAAUAUCAGCGAAGACACACCAGUUGGAACUGUGCUUGAGACAUUCAAAGCGCACGAUCCAUCCAAUCCGAUGUACAACUUCUCGUUCCGCAUCAAUCGGCAAUCGGAUCCGAAACGACAGUUCACCAUAGAUCAAGAUGGAACGCUUCGAGUUGCACACAAGCUCGACCGAGAAGAUAUUGCUGUGUACAACCUGAUCAUCGAAGCUUAUGAUAAUUCAAAUAAUAUUGGUCGUCAAAUGGUCGCUGUUUAUUUGCAAGAUGUGAAUGAUAAUGGUCCCGAGCCUUACACGGUUCCACGUCCAUGCAUUUUCCGCGAAAACACGCCUGUCAACCAGCUGGGCACCUGCGAGAUUCGAGCCACCGAUAGGGAUACUGCAGAGUAUGGACCACCUUUCACAAUGGAAUUGGCGCCCAAUUUCAAAUUCGGACAGUAUUUGAAUGUGGUUUUCAAUCCGAAUGGCGACGGUGGAAAUGGUUCAAUGACGAUCACGCCGCUUCAAGAAUUCGACCGUGAAGCGCCGGUACCCGGAAAAAUCCUCGAAAUCCCAUUGAAGUUGACGGAUCGCGCCGGCAAGACGAACCUCGCUUCGGUUCACGUGAUCAUCGGCGAUGUGAACGACAACCCGAUGCAUGACGGAAAGAUGACGAUUCAUGUGAACUCGUACCUUGGACGACUUAAGCAGACCGUCAUCGGGCGAGUUUUCGUUGACGAUGCCGAUGAUUGGGAUUUGCCUGACAAGACAUUCAGCUGGAAAGAGAGCCGCUCUGGAUUCGAGCUCUCGCCCAAGGGUGACAUCACCAUGGAAGCGAAUAUGCCGCCUGGAACCUACACAAUGUCGGCAAAUUGUCAUGAUAACGCGAGAGAUGAAGAUGCUGUUGGAUACAUCACGGUUAUCGUUAACGCGAUUCCACAAAUUGCCUUUGACAAUCAAGGAGCUGUUCAAUUGUUGAUUGCUGAGGACACUCCUCUUCAACUUCCAGAUGAUUUCAUUCGUGCUGACUCAAAUGGACAAUCAAUGAUGGAUCUGUUCAAACAGGAAAUGACGGCGUACAUGGGUGGAGAUGUUAGCAUUGAUGUGUUCUCAGUUCAGGUGGGAAUCGCGACGCUUCAGACAAAGGAUGUGCCGGUGUUGAAUGUGCGAUUCAACGCACGCGGAACAACCUAUCGCGAUGCAGCACAGCUUAAUGGACUUGUCUCGGCGCACCGUGAAGACCUCAAGCAACGUCUCGGAGUUGACAUCGUCGGUGUUGGGAUUGAUAUGUGCAAGUUCACCACUUGCGAUGCUGGUUGCCAAACACUCCAUUCUGCCGAUUACGAUGGAAUCGUCGUCUCGGCUAACAGCACUGUCGUUGUUGGUGUCAAUGCAACAUCUCGCGAUGACUGCACUUGUCCAAUUUGGAGAGCUCCGCCAGCUUGUCAGCAUUCGGUCUGCCAUAACGACGGAGUUUGUCAUAACACCAACCCAGGAUUCUUCUGUGAAUGCCGCAAUGACGGAUUGAAGGGAUCCAGAUGCCAAGGUACUACUAGAUCUUUCGGAGGAAAUGGAUUCGCGUGGUACAAGCCGAUGCCAGCGUGCACCAGUUUGAACAUCUCAUUCAGCUUUAUGACGACUCAAUCUGAUGCACUUUUGUAUUAUAACGGACCAAUGGAAACCGAUAGCACGGGAACCCAAAUCGAAUACUCGGAUUAUAUCUUCAUUCAUCUUCGUGGUGGAAGAGUGUCUUUGGAAGUUUCGAUGAAUGGUCAGAGCCGCAGCACCUUAGAAGUUGCGUCAUCAGCGUUGAACGAUGGAACGUGGCACGAAAUCGCGGUCAUGCAAGAAGGAAAACGCGUUGAGCUUGUCGUUGACUCGUGCAGAUACCUCGGAAUGGGUGCUGAUGAAUCAUCGUGUCGCUCUGAACUCUACACCCCGGAUGAUGACGAACGGUUGAAUAUCGUGACACCGCUUCAGAUCGGAGGUCUUGCUCCACUCAGUGGACAGGAUUAUCCGCCAAGUGUGCCGCGAGCAGGACUCAACGGUUGCAUUCGCAACUUAUACGUGAAUGGCGAUCAAUAUGAUCUAGCGACACCGGCAUUCGAAGCCAACAGCGAACGGGGGUGCCGAUUGUGGGGAACCACAUGCGACAGCAACUCUGUCGAUUCGUUGAAUCAUUGUGUCCAUGGAGAUUGCUACGCUGAUGUUCAAGGAAGCGCUGCGAUGGUUGCGAAAUGCGUUUGUGAUCCGGGAUGGGGUGGAUCUCGCUGUGAGCGUAAGAUUGAAUGGAUGCAAUUCUCAUCCGGUGGAUUCAUCGACUAUUCUCCAAGAAUCGCAUUCCCCGAACAAGUCAGCGAUAUUGAGUUGCUCUUCAUCGCCGGAAAAGUCAGUGGAGCCGCCGAACUCUCAUACGGAACGGAUUCUCAACAGAGCUAUGUUUCCACAAACCUCGAGACAACAAAUAAUGGAAUCACCGCUUCUGCGAAAUUCGAUAUCGCCGCUGGUGGCCAACGAUCGCAGCACGAGCUUCGUGUCAACGAGGUGUUGCUUAAGGAAAAUGCGAGCUAUUGGCUUCAAUUCACCCGAAAUCCAACCCGCGCUAGUUUAACCAUCGAUGGCGCUUAUUCGGUUGCCCAACAAUUGCCGAGAGGACAACCAUUCUCGUUGCAAGUCAAUCAGAUCAUGUUAGGAUCGCAAGGACAAGGAAAGGGCUUCCAGGGAUGCAUCGGAACUUAUCGCUGGUCGAAGCAGAAUCUGCCAUUGAAGAAAGGAGGUGCGAUGGAUGAGAACGAGGAAUCGAUUGUCUCCAUCCAAAACACUGGCGGAGUUCAGGAAGGAUGUGAUCUUCGUAUUACAUGUGCCGACCUACCUGUCGGAUACUGUGGAGGAUCGUUCUCCUGCAUUGACUUUUGGAAGGGACCAUUCUGCACCUGUCCAGAUGGAGCGAAUGCUAUUCUCGGAGAAGACGGACAAGUCGUCGGAUGUGGGGCAACUCUAGCCGUGUCGAAACUCGGCAUCAGCUCACCAGCUAUAAUCCUGAUAUUGGUUUCACUUUGUCUAUUGAUUCUGCUAGUGUUGCUUAUGGUCGUGUACACACGACGAACACCGAUUCCAUUCGAAAGCGUCAGACCGGAAGAGAUGAAUCGCGAUAAUUUGAGACCGUACGCUGUCGAAGGUGGCGGCGAGGCGGACAAUGAUCAGUAUUCGAUCGCGGGACUCCGGAAACCAGUGAUGCCAUUGGAGACAGGCCUUGGCGGCGCACCUCCGCCGCUGUAUCCACCACGCGCUCCCAAACGCGACGACGUUCUGAAUUCGCAAAUCAAGGAUCUUGAAUCGGAUCAGAACGCGGCGCCGUAUGACGAGUUGCGAAUAUACGACGACGAAAGAGACAACAUCUCAGUCGUCACAUUAGAAAGCAUUGAAAGUGCCCAAUAA
Molecule: messenger RNA, 8943 nt
Organism: Caenorhabditis bovis
Lineage: Eukaryota; Metazoa; Nematoda; Chromadorea; Rhabditida; Rhabditidae
Source: the annotation of a GenBank genome assembly